Molecule: messenger RNA, 310 nt
Organism: Prorocentrum cordatum
Lineage: Eukaryota; Dinophyceae; Prorocentrales; Prorocentraceae
Source: the annotation of a GenBank genome assembly
GUCUUCGAGGCGAUGGAGGAGCGGGCCGUGCACCCGAGCCUCUUCACGUACAACGCGCUCGUCAGCGCGUGCGGCCGCAGCGGGGACGCCCGGCUGCAGAUGAGGGCGCUUGACUUCCUCGGGGAUUCUUUCGCGGCGCCUGACCCCGGACGCCACCACGUUCACCGCGCUCAUCGGCGCCUGCGGCCGCGCGAGGGAGCCCGGGCGGGCCGCGGAGCUCCUGGAGGACAUCCAGCCGUGGCCCGCGGACGAGGACGACGUCGACACCAGGCUGCGCGUCCUGUUCGACGCCAGGCAGGCGGCCACGAAG